AUGUCUGAUCAAGACAUUCAUCCAAGCAAAUUCAGUGAAUUACGAAGUAUCUACAAAUACCACAUAGAUUCAUAUAUUGCUUUGUGUCAGCUGAAAACGGAAAAAGAAGAAGAACUAAACAAGAUUUACAAAAUGAUCAAAGCAGAAUUGCUGGAUUCAAAGAAAUACAGCCCCGAACAUAUUAUAAUAGAUAUAUUAACUCUCAUUCAGUAUAGAAAUCGCUAUACAAAGUCAUAUUUAACUCUUGCCAAACUCAUAUCUGAUGAUUAUCAUGUCAAAGAGGCCUUCUACUUGGAAGAUACUCCAAACUACCUUUUUUAUAAAGAAUAUGGAAUUUAUUUAGACAAAUCUUGUAGUUUCGAAUCUAAAAAAUUCAGAAAUCCAGAAAUUCUUUCAGAAAAUGAAAUUGUCAGAGCAAUUAUGUAUAAUGACAAAGAACUAUUCAUCUCAUUCACAGAAAAAGAAGGAUUUAAUGAAGAUCAAAGAAUUAUAAGCUGUUUAUAUCCAGAUUCUAAACUCGGAUUAACAUUACUUGAUUUAUGUUGUUACUAUGGGGCAGUUGAUUGUUUCAAGUUCUUAAGAUCGAAAUUUAACUCAAAAAUAACUCUUGAUUGUCUUCACAAUUCAUUUUUAGGAGGAAAUCAAGAGAUCAUAAGUGAAUGUUUGAAAUAUCAAGAACCAAAUAAUUUGGACAUGAGAAUAGCAAUUAUUUUACACAACAUUGAUUUCGUCACAUUUUUGAUGAAUGAAUACAAUUUAAGCAUUGAUUUAAGCGAUUGUGCAGAAUACAACAAUCUUGAAUCAUUUUUAGUUUAUUUCGAUCAAACUAAUAAAAUUGACGAAUGCUUUAAAUGGUCAGCAUAA
Molecule: messenger RNA, 864 nt
Organism: Trichomonas vaginalis G3
Lineage: Eukaryota; Parabasalia; Trichomonadida; Trichomonadidae
Product: protein of unknown function (DUF3447)
Exons: 1
Coding region: 1-864 (287 amino acids)
Source: RefSeq, a predicted model, not a curated record